Messenger RNA from Xenia sp. Carnegie-2017, 4163 nucleotides. Its product is annotated as methylcytosine dioxygenase TET1-like. The transcript is spliced from 11 exons. The coding region runs from base 182 to 3628 and encodes 1148 amino acids. NCBI's taxonomy places the organism in Eukaryota, Metazoa, Cnidaria, Anthozoa, Malacalcyonacea, Xeniidae. The record is from RefSeq and is a predicted model, not a curated record. Gene Ontology annotation, molecular function: DNA binding; DNA 5-methylcytosine dioxygenase activity; zinc ion binding. Gene Ontology annotation, cellular component: nucleus. Gene Ontology annotation, biological process: positive regulation of transcription by RNA polymerase II; oxidative demethylation.
UAUGAAACCUAAUCUUUGGAAGGGAUUACAAACUGUUUGAAAUCUGUAUAGCAAUCACCGGAUAUGAGAAUAAUUAAAAUCCUUGCAUUGACUCCGCUACGCAUCGGUUCCGACGACUUUGUUCAAGUACACGGACGUUCAUUUGCUCCAUCAACACCGUGUUGCGAGUGAGUUUGCCAUUAUGAAACGGCCCUUACGGACUCAUAAUUCCCGAAGCGGAGAAACAGUGAGCGAAACGACAAUGAAUAAUAAGAAAAAACGCCGAAGAUGUGGUGUUUGCAAGCCGUGCUUAACUAAGAUAAAUUGCGAGACAUGCAGUAACUGCCUAAACCGGCAAACUGGCCAUCAAAUUUGUAAACUACGCAAGUGUAUAGAACUGAAGAAAAAGAGCAAACCUGACGCUCGUAAAAAGGCUUAUACUUCGAACAACUUGAAACGAAUAAAGACAAAAAGAUCUUCUACAAAGAAUGACGUACUCUCAAGAGACGUCAAGGUCAAAAUUCUUCAUUCGUCUGGCAAAGCGGCAAACGAAUAUGGAGUCGAAACUUUGCCCGGGGGAAAGAAGAAAAAUUAUGAAACUCCAAAAUACGAACAAUCAGCUGUUGAAUGGAAGGGAAUUGCAGGUGUUGAGAAAAGUAUAAAUGCAACUAGAACACAAACAAUUUCUUUAUCGUCCAAAAAUCCGGAUCUUUGGUGCUCUUGUAAUGUGAGCGAUGAAGGUAGUGCCGUUUAUAAGCAUUUGGGAACUGCCUCUAGCGUGUCUAAUGUUCGUAUCCUCCUGGCAAAAAGAUUUAAUUUUCCCCCGGAAUCAGUACGUGUUGAGAAAGUGGGUGAAAGCGCAAAAGAAGGCAAAAAUCGUUAUGGAUGUCCAAUAGCAAGAUGGGUUUUAAGACGGUCCAGUUCUGAAGAGAAAGUGCUUAGUAUUGUACGUCAACGCAAAGGACAUUCUUGUGAUUUUACAUUUAUUGUAAUCGCUAUCGUAUUGUGGGAUGGUGUUGCACGUAAUCAAGCGGAUUCGUUGUACGUUGAACUGAAGAAAACUUUGAACGAACAUGGCGAGCCUACCAAUAGAAAAUGUGGGACAAAUAAAGGAAAGACUUGUGAUUGUCAAGGAAGUGAUCCAACGAUAUCAGGAGCAUCCUUUUCGUUUGGUUGUUCUUGGAGUCGUUUUUUGAAUCGUUGUAAAUUUGCAAAAAGCAAAAGUCCACGCAAAUUUAAACUUAAAACACAAGAAAAGGAAGAUUCCAUUGAUAUUCUUCUCCAAAAUUUGGCUUCACAAGUUUCUGAAACAUAUAAAACUGCUGCCCCCCUGGCAUUUGAAAAUCAAAGUCGUAACGAUGUUGAAGGAGUUGAAUGCCGUCUAGGAAACAAUAACAAAAACAGCCUGCGACCAUUUUCUGGAAUAACAUGCUGUGUAGAUUUUUGUGCGCACAAUCACAAAGACGAUCAUAAUGUUGAGGAUGGUGCCACAGUGGUGCUGACGUUACUAAAUGAGGAAACGAGAGACAACGUGAAUACGGAAGUUGAUGAACAACUGCACACGUUACCUUGUUAUCAUCUUCUUGAUGAUAAUGACAACAUCGUUCCUCCAAAUUAUAUCUUACCUAACCAUCUUGUGACCUCACCACUUAAACCUGUUAGCAAUGUAGCAUGGUGUAACACUUUGGAAGAACAAGGUACAUUGAAGGACUCAAGAGAUGCCAAUGAAUGUAACACUUUGGAAGAACAAGGUACAUCGAAGGACUCAAGUGAUGCCAAUGAAUGUAACACUUUGCAAGAACAAGGUACACUGAAGGACUCAAGUAAUGCCAAUGAAUCUAACACUCAGGAAGAACGAGGUACACUGAAGGACUCAAAUAAUGCCAAUGAAUGUAACACUCGAGAAGAACAAGGUACAUUGAAGGACUCAAGUGAUGCCAAUGAAUGUAACACUUUGCAAGAACAAGGUACACUGAAGGACUCAAGUAAUGCCAAUGAAUCUAACACUCAGGAAGAACGAGGUACACUGAAGGACUCAAGUAAUGCCAAUGAAUGUAACAUUCAGGAAGAACGAGGUACACUGAAGGACUCAAGUAAUGCCAAUGAAUGUAACACUCAGGAAGAACAAGGUACACUGAAGGACUCAAGUAAUGCCAAUGAAUCUAACACUCAGGAAGAACGAGGUACACUGAAGGACUCAAAUAAUGCCAAUGAAUGUAACAUUCAGGAAGAACGAGGUACACUGAAGGACUCAAGUAAUGCCAAUGAAUGUAACACUCAGGAAGAACAAAGUACACUGAAGGACUCAAGUAAUGCCAAUGAAUCUAACACUCAGGAAGAACGAGGUACACUGAAGGACUCAAUUAAUGCAAAUAACUGCUUGACUUCUUCACCUGAAAUAGAUUUGAAAUGGAUUGAUGAUUCUAUGGGUGGAGUUGGACUUUCAUUGUCUCAUGGUUCUCUUUUGUUUGAAUGUGCAAAACAGGAAGUACACGCUACCACACGUGUUAAAGAACCGAAUCGAAUAUCACCGACAAGAAUAAGUGUUGUAUUCUACCAGCAUCGUCUCAUGAAUUUCAAGAAUCAUGGUUAUGACGAUUACCGUAAACUAAUGGAGGAGAAGGCCGCGCUAAAAGCAGCGUUGAAUACAGACGGCGAUUAUCAUGAUGCACCCAAUGAACCCUUUGAUUUGCGCAUGUUGGCCGAGACUGCGAUCAACUAUCCAAAUUCUGCAAGAAAUGCAGUCACAGAUCAUUCAUUGGGAAGCCAUCUUGCAAUGCCGGUCAAUGGUAGCUUGACUUCAAGUUCAUCAACUAGUUCAAAUUCGCAACGACAGAUAAACACAACGAGUAUACUCAGUCACCUUAAUCCAACAUCAAUGGAAAGGCCUAACGUUUUAUCCAAAGAGCAAGCGAUAUCAUCUGGUCUACAAUUCACGCAAUAUCCUCUCUCUAAUUAUUUAAGAUCACUGAAACUUCGUGAGAGUGUACCAUACGUUCAUCCUUAUCCUACUUUUCCAUAUCUCAGUGAAUUACCUUCAACUCAGUUUAUGUCCCCUAUGUUUCUUCCAUCACAACAUCAUCCCAUUCCUACAUACAACCCCUUUUCCCCAGCUGGUCGCAGUACGUUCAACGUUCUGAAUUCUCAGCACCUUGAUGGACUUGCUCAAACUUCAGACUUUGAUCGAACGAGAACAACCAAGAUAUCGGUAAACGAUCAUGAGUUAUGUCAGUUGAAAAACGACAACUUGGGAAAUCCUAUCUCUGAAAUUGAAAAUAUUCGUGGCUCAAGUUCAAAUAUCGACUCUAAAUCAUCAAAAUUUUCUAAUGGUUUCACUGUAGAAGCUUUAUUGGGUAAAAAACGGUCACAUGUUCAAGAUAACAGUGACAAUCGCCCUGCUAAAGAAGGUCGAUUUGACAAUCAAUUAAAUUUGAGCACAAUCUUAAAGAAACAAAAGGAUAUUCACAAUCGCGUGCUUGGUUUACCUCUAUAUCCCCAGCUAUCCAUGAUGCAUACAACGUUCAACUCCCGUGGUCUAUAUCCCACGAAAACAAUAUUUACUGGUACAACAACGCUAGGCACUGAUUCUCUUGUAAAUGUGGUGCCAUAUGCAGCUACUGUUAUGGGUUGUGGUCACUAUCAGUGCUAAGUAAACCAAUAUGGUACCAUACCUCGUUUUUGUUUUGGUUUAGAUGAUUACCUUUGCUGAUGGUUAAUAAGCAUGCAAUUAUUUUAUGUUUGAACGAGGGCUGACUAAUAAUAUGUCAUUUGUUGUCAGUUAAAGUCAAUGGCUCAAUGCUACCUCUGAACACUUUUUGAAACAAUACUAGCACAUUCCCACUUCAACACAUGGUUUGUUAAAGUAAAACUUUUAUUUAUUCUUUAAGAAAUAUUUGUUGAAUGUUGUAUUUUAGUUAGGUUAAUUUUAUCAUUGUAGAUUUUUUCAAUUUAUGCGCAGGUAUUUACGUCGGUGUGGCCAGCCCGCAUGUCCAAUCCUGCCACGUAUUUUUUUGUUAAACGUACAGCAAUUGAUGUUUAAAGAAAUAAUUGUUAUAAGCAUAAUAAGGCAAACAUAGUAGAAGUAAAACUUGCUGAAUGUUUGCGCCACUGAAUGUAAUGUUAGGUUGAGUUUUGUAUUAUUCAAAUUUGAAAGGGAAUUAAAAGUUUAAUAAUUUUACUUUAAA